Molecule: messenger RNA, 798 nt
Organism: Dendroctonus ponderosae (mountain pine beetle)
Lineage: Eukaryota; Metazoa; Arthropoda; Insecta; Coleoptera; Curculionidae
Exons: 2
Coding region: 163-678 (171 amino acids)
Source: RefSeq, a predicted model, not a curated record
AACUACCGUCUGUCGUCUUAAAUUCAUAAAUGUCAGUUGAUUUCAAUCCAUUUAAAGAAACGUAUUAAAAACAUUUAGUUUAACGGUAGAAUUGCGAAAAACUUGUUUUAGAGGAAUUGCUAUCGGUAUAAUUCUCCUGAGUGUCUCAUUUCGUUUACAAAGAUGAAUUUUAUUCAUACCCCUGCUAGGAGCACCUUCAACGCUGAAAAUGCUCAUAGCAAUAUUCAACGGAAAGCAGGAUCCAGUGUACUGCAGACCAGAACUCCGUUUCAGGAUAAAGCGGUGAAUUGUCGUGCUCCGAAUUCCACUUUUAAAAAACCUAAUGCCGAUAUACCCACUAAGCAAAAUGCUAAAUCGCUCCACCGGCCUACGCGAACAGAUACGGAAAUCUUAGAAGAUUUCUGUUACACGGACUAUGACGAGCAAUUCGAAGAAUUGUACUCCAUUCCUUUGAGCGAAAAUGACAUUUUUACUUUUCUCAACAAUUAUCUUGAUGCAGAAACACCACCCCCAUCCCCGAAGAGGCUUGCAGAACUUGAUACCUCAGUAGAGGAACUUAACGAUGAAGAGUUAGAGCCAAAUUACAAGGAUUACUUUGGAACGCCUCUAUUCAAAAGUUCAUUUGAGAAUGAAACUAACUUGUUUAAUAUUCGCUGCCCAACACCUCCUGUAUAUUAGGCAUUGUUAUCUGUAUUACCGUGUGUUUAGCAGAUGUUAACUUUUUUGUGUUCUAUAAUAGCUGUGCAUAUUGAUUAUUUGUUUAAAUUGCCUGUAAUAAAAGGUGUAAAAUGAAUUAUA